Molecule: messenger RNA, 2057 nt
Organism: Populus euphratica (Euphrates poplar)
Lineage: Eukaryota; Viridiplantae; Streptophyta; Magnoliopsida; Malpighiales; Salicaceae
Exons: 13
Coding region: 303-1787 (494 amino acids)
Biological process (GO): actin filament organization; regulation of stomatal movement
Molecular function (GO): actin binding
Source: RefSeq, a predicted model, not a curated record
CCAAAAAUCCCACACUAACAUGACACAUUCAUUGCUGAUGUUGUUGAGAGAGAAGGAGACAUUAAACACAGAGCAAGAAAAGAAAGUUAGGCAGUCAGGCUACCCCAACUAAGUCUUUUCCUUUAACUAAAGUAAUUCCCCCUCCUUAAAGAUUCUUCACCUUCCCUUCUUACUUCACAUCCUCCUCCUCCCCUCUCUUUCUCUGUCAUCUUGCAGUGUCAACUUGCUGCAAGAACCCUUCUUGCAUGAACUGUUGUUAAGCUAUUUUUUCGUGCUGAUAUCUCUGAACCUAAUCUGAAUAAAUGACGAAGAUAAGUCCAGAAAUUGAGGAAAAUAUGCAGGGAGAAGUAAUUUUUCCUGUUUCGGCUGAUGUGAGCUUUGCUUCUGAUGGGUUUCCAAGAUAUAAAUUAGGACCUGAUAAUCAGAUUUUGGAAGAGCCAAAGGAGGACAACAAGGGUCCAUCUUUAAAGGAAGUAGUUGAACAGGAAACUGUGCAGUUGUCAGAUCAGCACAAGCGACUCUCAGUUCGUGACCUUGCCUGUAAAUUUGACAAGAACUUGACUGCUGCUGCUAAGUUGGCUGAAGAGGCAAAGCUUAGAGAGGUGGCUUCUUUGGAAGGACAUGUUCUUUUAAAGAAGCUUAGAGAUGCCCUGGAAUCAUUAAGAGGUUGUAUGGCCGGGCGAAACAAGGAGGAUGUGGAGAAAGCCAUAUCUAUGGUGGAGGCAUUAGCGGUUAAACUGACUCAAAAUGAAGGAGAAUUAAUUCAAGAAAAAUUUGAAGUGAAAAAGCUGGCCAACUUUCUUAAACAGGCUUCUGAAGAUGCUAAAAAGUUAGUGAACCAAGAAAAAUCUUUUGCUUGUGCUGAAAUUGAGAGUGCCAGAGCAGUUGUGCAAAGGAUUGGAGAAGCCCUAGAUGAAGAAGAAAGGGAUGCUCAGAAUUCAAAAAACCAGGCUGCUGAUGUGGAGGAACUAGUUGAGGAGGUUCAAGAGGCUAGAAGAAUAAAAUUAUUGCAUCAGCCAAGCAAGGUUAUGGACAUGGAGCAUGAGCUUCGUGCGCUACGAAAUCAAAUUCGGGAGAAGUCUAUAGUUUCAGUUAAACUUCAAAAAGAGCUGGCAAAGAGCAAGAGAGCUGAGCAGAAUAAAUCUGCUCCAUAUGUCCUAGAUGGUUCUGAAACUCUAGGUUCAUCUCUACAGCUCAAGCCUCGUUCAGAUAGUUCUCCACCCCUUUCGAAGUGUUCAGUUCAGUGGUACCGUGUAUCAUCUGAAGGCAGCCAACAUGAAGUUAUUUCAGGUGCUGAUAAAACAUUUUAUGCUCCGGAACCCUUUGAUGUUGGCCGAGUAUUGCAAGUGGACAUUGUUUCAAAUGGCCAGAAAGUCAGUGUAACAACUUCUGGUCCCAUUGAACCUGCUGCAGGAUUGGCAAGCCAUGUAGAGAAUCUCUUGAGAAAAUCUAGCUUUGAAUUUAGCGUGGUUAUUUCCCAGAUGAAUGGGCAAGAUCAUGCAUCACAUUCUGUCCAUGUGUUUAAUGUUGGGAAAAUGAGGAUAAAGCUUUGUAGAGGGUGGAUUACAAAGGCUAGAGAAAUUUAUUCAAUGUCAAUGCUGUUAUGUGGAGUUAGAACCAACAGCAACACUGCUGCAAAGUCAUUGUUUUGGCAACCAAGGAAGGGCCUUUCAUUCGUGUUAACAUUCAACUCAGAGCGAGAUAGGAAUGCAGCGAUAAUGCUUGCCAGGAAAUACGCCUAUGAUUGCAAUGGGGUCAUACUUGCUGGACCAGAAGAUCAAGCAUAGAAUAACAUGACUGACCAUUUUUUUAUUUAACAAGAUGCGAGUAUAAUCAGGUUUUCACAGCUUGAUUGAUUGUAGUUGUACUUGUGUGUAUGUGUUUGACAUGGUGAAAGAAGAAUACACCUUUCUGAUUGCUUUUCGAGUUCGACUAAUUUGGUUGCUGUCGUUUUAGGCAUAGUUUUUUGUUUGCCUAAUCCUCUGCUGUAACAAAUCAACCAUUUUUGAUUGAUUGGUUCUUUGUGCCUUCCUGUAUAUCUUUGACAACUUUGUGCA